GAUCCCUUCAAUUCUAGUCGUAAAAUAUUAUACAGAGUAGGUCAUAAAAUUUUCCCAGUUAAUGAAGUAAUUAACUGUAUUUCUCACUAAUGGAGUCUUAAAAUAAAGAUAAAUUAAUGGUAAAUUUUAAAUUUUCGUUUAAUUCAGUAAAUGUGUAGUCUUUUUCACCAGUUCCAUAGUUUGUUCAAGUAUAAUAUUUACAAUUUUGUUAAUUCGCCUGUAAAUAAUGUUUAUAAUAACGGUACAAUUAUAAUGAUAUAAUUACGAUAAUGUUUAUUUUAAUGGUUUUGUGAAGUUCCAAUGGUAUCAUUUAGAAGUAGUGCCAUAGUGAACAGAGUUCGCAAUGUGUACAGAGAUAACACUAAGGACUCUGCACUUGAGAGUUUGAGACUUCAGUCAGUGAGUAUUUCGAACAUUCGGGACUUAUCUGUAGGCUUUUCGAGUUCAGACUCCAGUGAUUUCGACCUUGAAAGUAGUCAUUCAAGUCUCCAUUUGAACUCCAGAAAACGCGUCAAUGAACGUAGAGUUAUCAGAAGCCGCUCACAAUCUCUUGAAUCAAUUGCUUUACAAAGGAAUAAUACCUUCUCACAAAAUGAUAAACGCCUACACUACGAUAAUGGAUCGCAGUAUAAUGGAUUAGAAUAUGAACCAGAGGAUAAAGUAGAGGAUGAAUAUGAGAGUGUAAUAGGAUCUGAAGAUGAGUAUAGAACAGCAAGUGGAACUCAAGAGGAUAUUAGUCCAUUAGAUUUAUUAAUGAACUUUACCAAUGAUACAAAUGAUAACCAUAGUAUGGGAAAGACUAAAUAUUCUGAAAACAACUUAACCGUAAGUGAUAAUUCAAGUGAUAAAUCGAACUUUGUAAAUUCUGAUGACCUUUCCAUUAAUACUCCGCUGUCCAAUUUAUUAAUACUCGAACCACAAGUUGAUGCUUAUAAUGGAAAUAAAUUAAAAUCUAAGCCCCAAAAAAACAUUAAACAUGCUCCAAUUCAAUACAAUUCGGAUAAUGCUACUAACACUAAUCUGAAUAAUGUGGAUGAAGUGGAUUAUAUUGAGGAUAAAAGACUAAGGUUAAGUUUUGAGCCUAAAUUAUCGGUGGUGGAUGAUUAUAGUUAUGUCCCUUCAAGAGUAGUGAUAAAUAAAAGCCCCUUUAUUAUUGGCUCAGACACAACUUGUGACCUUGUUUUACCAAAAAAACACUUCAAAUUCAUCGCUCCAAAACAUGUUAAAUUCGCUCUAGAAUACUCUGACGCUGAUCAAUCCAAUAAUCAACCCAAUGGUAAUAAUCAACAAAACGGUAAUAAUCAACAAAAUGGUAAUAAUGAUGAUAACUUUGUGGAUAAUGAGUUUAGAGUAAAGAUAGCCAGAUGUACAAAGAGUGGUGCGUUAUAUUUGAAUAAUAAUUUCUUGAGAGGAAGUUCGUAUAUUGAGAGUGGUGAUGUGAUUUGCCUAGGACCAAGGAAUAAUUUUUUGGCGUUUAAAUUUCACUUUCAGGAAACUAAUUUAAGCUCACAAAAUCACUCAGAUGAUAGAAUAGUGAUCAGUGAUGACAUUGAUUUAAUGGAUGUUAAGAUUUUCGUGUUCAAAUUACCCAAAACUGACACUCCAAGGAAUGGACUUAAUAGUGGCAGGAGUGGUACUAGUACCUUUAGGAGUAACUAUACUAGUGAUGAAGAAUGGAGUGGAUACGAUAGAACUCCUUCUAGAAGACAUUUUAACCAAUUUAACAAUUACUCCAGUAAUAGUGUUAAUAGUAGUGUUGAUAAUGUUAACAGUGGGAAUGUGGAAAAGGCUGAUUAUUAUAGGUUGAAAAGCCCAGUUAGGAAGUGUAAUAUCAUAGAAGAGGAGGUAAGAGAUCCUGUGGAUGAGGAGUGUAAUGUUGAUUUGGAUUCUAAGGAAACAGAACCCUUUUUAGAGUAUUAUAGCUCAGGAAAUCAAGAUAACUCAGUCGAAGAUUUCGAUGAACUAGAUCUAAAUUAUAAACAGGAUGUAAACGGUGAAGAACUAGAUCCAAAUGUUAAACAUACGCCAAAUUCCAAAUCAUCGCCCAGAAAUGAUCAAUACAAACUCAUCGGAAUUAUUGAUUGUUGGAAUAACAUGACGAUUUCGGAGAUAUUACCAGAGUUAAAUGAAGCAAUGAGUAAAAAUAUGUAUGGAUAUAAAGAUGGAAAGUAUAGUUUAAUAGCAAAUAAUAAGGAAUUAAAGGAGAAGGAGCUGGAAUGGAAAGUAUAUCAGCUUGAGCUGUUAAACUGUGAAAUUCCAGAGAUUAAGGAGGCACUUGAGACCUUCGAAGAGUUUAAGGGUGAUGAAAACUCGCUUGAAAAUAUAAUUAAAAAUAACCUCUGUAAAAUACUUUUCGUCAAUCUCAACUAAUUUA
Messenger RNA from Theileria parva strain Muguga, 2374 nucleotides. RefSeq lists its product as uncharacterized. The record is from RefSeq and is a predicted model, not a curated record. The transcript is spliced from 2 exons. Bases 301 to 2370 code for a protein of 689 amino acids. Lineage: Eukaryota; Apicomplexa; Aconoidasida; Piroplasmida; Theileriidae. Gene Ontology annotation, molecular function: protein binding.